AAUACCUCUUCCAUUCUCUGGAGACUAGAGUAUUAGACGAUAUUUAGGCACAAGGGAAAAAAAUAUGUUAGCAACAACGCUUCCUCUGCGUUUACACUUUCUCUCUCCAAAACUGAUACUGCGACCCCCAUUGUUUCCGGUACAUUUCCGACACACUGAUAUCAAAACCCUGAUUAACCCACGUGGAUGUAACAAGCUGUUCUGUUCAAUGAGUAGUGAUUUGAUGGAUUCUUCAUCUACUACUAAAGAUGGAAAUUUGUCGGUCCAUUCGAUUACAGAUGAUUUGAAAAAUCAAAGCUUAUCAGAAGAAAAGAAACUUAAAUUAAAGCUUGAAGAUUUAAAGUGGGAUCAUUCAUUUGUUCGUGAGUUGCCCGGAGAUCCAAGAACUGAUACCUUACCUCGUCAGGUAUUUCAUGCUUGUUAUUCGAAAGUAUCCCCUUCAGUUGAAGUAGAGAACCCUGAGCUUAUUGCUUGGUCAGAAUCAGUUGCGGAGUUGCUUGAUUUAGAUCCCAAGGAAUUUGAAAGGUCGGAUUUUGCACUUAAAUUCUCCGGGGCGUCUCCUCUGGAAGGAGGCCUGUCCUAUGCUCAAUGCUAUGGUGGACAUCAGUUUGGCACAUGGGCUGGUCAGCUAGGUGAUGGUCGUGCAGUAACACUAGGAGAGCUUCUGAAUUCUCAGGGGGAAAGGUGGGACCUGCAGCUUAAAGGUGCGGGUAAGACUCCAUACAGCCGGUUUGCUGAUGGACUUGCAGUUCUACGUAGUAGCGUCCGAGAAUUCCUUUGCAGUGAAGCAAUGCAUGGUUUGGGAAUUCCAACAACCCGUGCUCUUUGUCUUGUCACUACUGGAAAAUCUGUUACAAGGGACAUGUUUUAUGAUGGUAAUCCAAAGGAUGAGCCUGGUGCGGUUGUUUGCAGAGUUGCCCAGUCAUUCUUGCGCUUUGGAUCAUAUCAGUUGCAUGCCUCUAGACGCAAAGAAGACCUUGACAUAGUUCGUACUUUGGCAGACUACACCAUCAAACAUCACUUCCCCCAUAUUGAGAACAUGUGCAAGACGGAGAGCUUAUCUUUCUCAACAGGCAUGCAGGGGACUUCAGUUGUAGAUUUGACAUCUAAUAAGUAUGCAGCCUGGGUAGUCGAGGUUGCUGAACGUACUGCUUCCUUAAUUGCAAGUUGGCAGGGGGUUGGAUUCACUCAUGGCGUACUCAAUACAGAUAAUAUGAGUGCGCUGGGUCUAACCAUUGAUUAUGGACCUUUCGGCUUUCUGGAUGCUUUUGAUCCGAGUUACACCCCAAAUACCACAGACCUUCCUGGAAGAAGGUACUGUUUUGCAAACCAGCCUGAUAUUGGCUUGUGGAAUAUCGCACAGUUCUCCUCAAUGUUAGCAGCUGCGGAAUUGAUUACUGAAGAGGAGUCCAACUAUGCCAUGGAAAGAUAUGGGACUAAAUUUAUGGAUCACUAUCAGUCUAUAAUGACCAGAAAACUUGGCCUGCUAAAGUACAACAAACAGUUGGUAAACAAGCUUCUCAACAACAUGGCUGUUGAUAAGGUUGAUUACACAAACUUUUUUCGAUUACUUGCCAAUAUUAAAGCGGACGCAAGCAUUUCAGAGGAUGAGCUGAUUGUUCCACUUAAGGCUGUUUUGCUUGAUAUGGGAAAGGAGCGUAAAGAGGCAUGGAUCAGCUGGGUAAAAGCCUACAUACAAGAGCUUGCUGCUAGUGAGAUUCCAGACGAGGAGAGGAAGGUUGCAAUGAAUUCUGUAAACCCUAGAUACGUUCUACGGAAUUAUUUAUGCCAAAGUGCCAUAGAUAUGGCUGAACAAGGUGACUAUGAAGAACUUCACAGGCUCCUGAAAGUUAUGCAGCGGCCAUUUGAAGAGCAGCCUGGAAUGGAGAAAUAUGCACGACUUCCUCCUGCGUGGGCUUAUCGUCCAGGUGUGUGCAUGCUUUCUUGCUCUUCUUAGAGUUAGAGGAGAAAAUGAUGUAUUCUGCUGUGUACAUAAACAGUUAAAAUUUUCAGUUUAUUGCUUUCCAGAAAGAAAGGUUGUGCCCUAUUGUUAGGUGACAUUUUUUUGCUUACCAUAAUCAUUUCUUGAUUGAAGCCGACAUCAUCUGAUGCAUUUUUUUGGAUUACAGACGGAUAUAUUAUUCAAGUAAAUCUCUAAAUAAUGCAGUCUAUUUUAAUUUAUUGUUUU
Papaver somniferum (opium poppy) is the source of this 2188-nucleotide messenger RNA. Its product is annotated as UPF0061 protein azo1574-like. The coding region runs from base 65 to 1957 and encodes 630 amino acids. The record is from RefSeq and is a predicted model, not a curated record. NCBI's taxonomy places the organism in Eukaryota, Viridiplantae, Streptophyta, Magnoliopsida, Ranunculales, Papaveraceae. The transcript is spliced from 8 exons.